CGGAUUUUCGUGGCGGUUUGGUGCUUGCCGCCUUUGUCUGGCCGCGAGUUCCUGGCGUGCGAAUCUUUGGAUUAUUAUUUAGGGCGCGUUCCGUCCGUGCGGUGGGGGUUCUCCUCGCGUCCGUUUUGAUGCGUCCGCACGCAAGAGAUCGUCGCCCCGGAUCGUUUACUUGCCGCGGCCGGCGACCGUCGGUCUCGGCGUCCGCGCCCGCCGCUUCUGGGAUUUCUUGCGGAGACGGCUCCCCCUCCCGUCGUCCCCCGUGAUCCGCUCCGCUCAAGACACGAGCUGGCUAGCUCUACUAAUAGGCUUUCUCCGAUGCCUGUUGCAUCUGCCGCUGAGGGAGUUGCAUAUAAUCUGAGCUGGUGCUCCUCAAGUGUUCGGAAGAGGUCCCUGUUUUAUUCGUUUUUGUUGGUGCGAUUGCGAGUGUAAUGGAGGAAGUGGAGGAAGCGAACAGGGAAGCCGUGGAGAGCUGCCACAGGGUGCUCGCCUUGCUCUCCCAGCCGCAUGACCCCGCGCAGGCCAGGAGCAUAGCUCUGGGCACGGACGAAGCAUGUGCCAGGUUCAGGAAGGUGGUCUCUCUACUGAGCAAUGGAGGAGCGGGGCUAGGAGAAGCCGGGCCGUCAUGCGGAAGCGCAAGCGCAAGCCGUCCUAGAGCUAAGCUUGUUAGCAGAAGACAGAAUCCAGGGUUCUUGACCCAGAAAGGCUUCCUGGACAGCAACACCCCGGUCGUGGUGUUGAACAGCGCCCAUCCUUCUACUACCUCCGCGCAGGUGUACCCUAGAACUGGAGCUCUCGUCGAUGCACAGAGCGUGCACCCCCUCGGAGUCGGAGGACCUCCCAAGCUGGUCCAGCCCUUGUCCGCGCACUUUCAGUUCGGCAGUGUGCCGGCUCGGUAUCAGUUCCCGAAUCAGCAGCAGCAGAAGUUGCACGCCGAGAUGUUCAAGAGAAGCAACAGCGGGGUUAACCUGAAGUUCGAGAGCGCCAGUGGCACUGCUGGGACGAUGUCGUCGGCGAGGUCCUUCUUGUCGUCUCUGAGCAUGGACGGUAGCGUGGCUAGCCUGGACGCCAAGUCAUCGUCGUUCCAUUUGAUCGGUGGACCUGCGAUGAGCGAUCCGCUGAACGCGCAGCAGCCCCCGAGGAGGCGGUGCACGGGCCGUGGGGAGGAUGGGACCGGCAAGUGCGCUGUUACAGGGAGGUGCCACUGUUCGAAGAGAAGGAAGUUGCGGGUGAAGAGGUCGAUUAAGGUUCCUGCCAUUAGUAACAAGAUUGCCGAUAUACCUCCGGAUGAAUACUCGUGGAGGAAGUAUGGGCAGAAGCCAAUUAAGGGUUCCCCUCAUCCUAGGGGUUACUACAAAUGCAGUAGCGUGAGGGGCUGCCCAGCCAGGAAGCAUGUGGAACGGUGCGUAGAUGAUUCGGCGAUGCUCAUCGUGACAUAUGAGGGCGAGCACAACCACACCAGAAUGCCAACAACUCAGUCAGCACAGGUGUAAAGAACUCAUCAUCAUCGCCGCACCUCCUUCCGCAAGUGCCACCAGCACGGGGUCAGGUCAACAAUGAUUUGUGCGGAGACAUUUUCAGCUGUCGUUGAGAUGUUUGGCCCUGCUGCUACUAUCCACAUGAUUUGUAGCGAGAAUGGAGUGGGUGGUGAGCACAAGAUUUUCUUCUCUCUUAUGGAGGUUAUCACAAUGAUGACGAGGAAGAACAAGCCAUUAGAUAGAUAGGACAGCUGAGCUGUUGGUCGGGAUUAGUGUGAAGAGGUGGAAAGGAAAGAUAAAAGUUGGCGGGAAUGGGACAGUUGUGUAAACUUAGUAGAAUGGGGAAGUAGAGAUAGUGCUGUUCUUCUUGGACUAAUCUGAUUCCAUUCCUCACUCACCUGUAUCAAGAUAGCGUCAAAACUGAAAAGAAGUGCACAGCACAGAGGCCGCCUUUUGCUGUUAUAGCAAUUCAUUCGUUCAAUGAUCAGCGGUGCUGCCUUCUAUUA
Molecule: messenger RNA, 1981 nt
Organism: Zea mays
Lineage: Eukaryota; Viridiplantae; Streptophyta; Magnoliopsida; Poales; Poaceae
Exons: 4
Coding region: 429-1490 (353 amino acids)
Biological process (GO): regulation of DNA-templated transcription
Molecular function (GO): sequence-specific DNA binding; DNA-binding transcription factor activity
Source: RefSeq, a predicted model, not a curated record